Messenger RNA from Aspergillus campestris IBT 28561, 390 nucleotides. RefSeq lists its product as uncharacterized. The record is from RefSeq and is a predicted model, not a curated record. The transcript has a single exon. The coding region runs from base 76 to 288 and encodes 70 amino acids. NCBI's taxonomy places the organism in Eukaryota, Fungi, Ascomycota, Eurotiomycetes, Eurotiales, Aspergillaceae.
GACGAGGUCUGAUUGAUUCCUACCUUGCCCUCGUCUUCAUACUGUAGUAGUACUGCAGUACUACUAGACCCCACUAUGAACUACGAACGAAGGAUCAUGCCCAGACUCAUAAACUUCCGUUGGUCCCUCCCUCCCCGCAUUCACAUACCGGGCAACAGGGGGAAACCAAAGUUACACUCCACCUGGGUAAGCUUGGCUGACGAUGAUUCUUUCUCAGUGCUCACUCAUGUUUUUCGUAAUACUAAACCUUGGAUGGAUGGUUUUAGCGGGGUAGGACCCGGGGGAUAGGCUCCGGAAUGAUUUCUUGUCUGUUUUGUCUAGAGAGCCCCGAGUUUUCCCAGAGAGAAUUCCUUUCCCCAGCCCCGAAGGCGAACGGGGUAGUUUGGUACC